This is a messenger RNA of Tauraco erythrolophus (red-crested turaco), 634 nucleotides long. The record is from RefSeq and is a predicted model, not a curated record. Lineage: Eukaryota; Metazoa; Chordata; Aves; Musophagiformes; Musophagidae.
AUGUCCCGGGAUGAGACAGUGUGUAAAUACUGUGGAGUCAGCUAUUUGAUACUUCAUGAAUUUCAAGUGAUGGAAGAAAAAGUCAAAACGAUGGAAGAGGAGAUUAAAUUUUAUGAAGGAAGUAUAGAACGGGAAAAAGGACUUCAAGCAGAACUGCAGUCUCUUUACCAAGACCUUGAACACUAUCGAGCUGAGAGUGAAUCAAAAACAGAAAGAAUAAAAAACCUAACAGUGGAACUUAAAAGCAGACAAGAUGAAUUAAAAAAUGUGAAAGAAGAUUUGCGGUAUUACCAAGAGGAAAAGGAAGCUGCCUAUAAGCAGUCACAAGUGCUCAGAAGUGAACUAGACAGUAUUAAAGAAGUCAUCUCCAGUAACCUGGAGAACUGGGCUGCUCUGAAAGAAGAAAUUUUGCUACAAAUCAAAACCAUUAGCAAGGAAGCUUUGACAGAAAUACCCAAAUUGAAUCAAAGAUUAGCAAAAUCCCAGAGAGAGAACGAAUGCCUCCAAGAAAAGGUGAAACAUCUGACGCUGGUGGCCGACACGGUUGAGCUGAAAACUCAACAGCUUCAAACUUCACUUCAGCAAGGGAAUGAGCUACAAAGUAGAUGUCGAGAACUACAAAAGGAAACGUUAG